Rubroshorea leprosula is the source of this 2087-nucleotide messenger RNA. The record is from the annotation of a GenBank genome assembly. Lineage: Eukaryota; Viridiplantae; Streptophyta; Magnoliopsida; Malvales; Dipterocarpaceae.
AGAAGAGAAUAUUGGAAGGGAAAAUUGACAGAUUUCAACUAGUAAAGCAGAAGCAAAGGUAGAACAAAAGAUUGACUGCCUUUUUUCUCUCUUCUUCUACGUAUUUCUUCCACCUGAAGCACGGAGCGUCUCUGGACCACAGCACUGCGAGAGACAGACCCUCUAAAGAAAAGAAUAUUGGCUCAAGAACCACAGAAAGAAUUUGAGAAAACAGCUUGUCUUCAGAGGAAGAAGACAUGGGUAUUCUCAAAGACGAUGUGGUCAUCAUUAGGUCGCCGGAGAAAGAAGGUGGCCCUAGUAUUGUCACCGUGAAUUGCCCUGAUAAAACUGGGUUGGGCUGCGAUUUGUGCCGCAUCUUGCUCUUCUUUGGUCUAAGCAUUGUUAGAGGGGAUAUAUCUACUGAUGGGAAAUGGUGCUACAUAGUGUUUUGGGUAGCGACCAAAUCGUCUGCAAGAUGGGAUUCCUCAAGAUGGGAACUUUUGAAGAAGAGAAUGGUGGGGGCAUGUCCUUCCUGCUUCUCAGCAUCUGGAAUUUCCUAUUACCGAUCAGAAUUGCAGUCACCAAAUCCUCCUGAUGUGUUUCUGCUCAAGCUUUGUUGUUAUGAUAGAAAAGGGCUUUUACACGAUGUGACAGAAGUUUUAUGCAAGCUUGAGCUCAAUAUAAAGAAAGUAAAGGUGUCUACAACCCCAGAUGGAACAGUGAUGGACCUCUUCUUCAUUACAGACACCAGGGAACUAUUACAUACAAGGAAGAGGAAGGAGGAAACCUCUAAAGCCAUAGGCGAAGUUUUAUCGGAUAACAUGAGAAAAUGUGAGAUAGAAAUGGUUGGCCCUGAGAUCGCUGCUUGUUCGACAACGUCUUCAUUUCUCCCAACUGUGAUAACAGAAGAUAUUUUUCCCAUGGAAAUUUCCAAUGAUCUUCCAAGUGUAGCUCUAGCCAACAGUGUUUCGGUUGUUAUGGACAACUCUCUCAGUCCUGCUCACACGCUUGUUCAAAUUGUUUGCCAAGAUCACAAAGGUCUUCUUUAUGACAUAAUGAGAACUCUAAAGGAUUACAAUAUUCAGAUUUCUUAUGGGCGCUUCUAUAUUCUACAUGGAAAGAAGUGUGAGAUUGAUUUGUUUAUCAUGCAAGCUGAUGGUAAGAAGAUUGUUGAUCCCGGCAAGCAGAGUGCGUUAUCCUCUCGUCUACAGAUGGAACUGCUCCAGCCGCUCAGAGUAGCUUUGGCGAGCCGUGGUCCUGAUACAGAGCUUCUGGUUGCUAAUCCUGUCGAGUUUUCUGGGAAGGGUCGACCUCUUGUUGUUCAUGAUAUUACCCGUGCUCUCAGGAUGCUUGAUACUUGCAUCUUCUCGGCUGAGGUCGGGAGGCACAUGAUUGGAGAUCGGGAAUGGGAAGUCUACAGAGUUCUAUUGGGUGAAGGGGAUGACUCUUCUAUUCCACGAGCCAAGAUUAAGGAAGAAGUUUGGAAAAUGUUGAUGGGAUGGGAGUAACCAUGUAAGGAUGAUGUGUUGGGUGUAACAACGUAAAGUUGAUUUGUUGGUAGUAACCAUGGCUGCCAUGUGGUUCCUCUUGGAUGGAAAUGGCUCCUUGUACAGUACCUCUGAUCUGCCCCCAAUGCCUAUAGAUGUAAAUUAUCAGUUGUAUGCUGUUAAAAUCCCCAUCUUACAGUUGCAGCUUUUGUGGGACUAACUUCAGCAUGAGGAUGAGGAGUUGACAGCAAGGAGAUAAGGAAAUAGUAAAGCUUUCUUGUCAACUUUGGAAAAUUAUGGAACAGAAGUUAGAAUCCAUUCACAUUUUAUGUAAAUAUCUCUUCUGUGGGUCAGUUGAGAUAAUAUCAAGCAAUCCGACAAAUCGUCUGUAUUUUGUGUUCCCCUUUCUUGUGCAUAAAUUCUGUGUAGAAAAGGCUGUUGGAGUAGCAUUUUACUGUUUCCGCAUCAUUAAAUCUGCCACGUGAUACUAUGGUGCCACAAAAAAAAAUCUUUGCUCUGAUCUUUUCUCCCAGCUUUGUAACAUUUUCCUUUGUGUACUGAUGUUGGUGUCUCUAUUGUCUCAAUCAUUUCAGAAUGUAAGGGUUGUCAUUUUGCAUUCAA